AUGAUGAUUUACACACGUCCUCCAGCUAUGGCUGGCAAGGGGAGAACAUGCAGAAACACGGCAACCCCAUGCAAAUGGACGUGCACAGCAUGGCCUUUCACAACCUCGAAAGCCGUCGUGCAGUGGAGCAAUUGUUUUUUGAUGAGGCGUGACCUCAUUGUGGCGAGUCACGAUUGUGACGGAUCGUGUGCGGGUUGUUAUUCGACCUCAACUCUGUGCACUUGCUCCCACUCCGUGCAUACUAUCCGCGAUAUCCUUCUGACUACCAGAAACUUCCUUCCAGACCGCGCAUCUAUCCGAUCACCAAUGAGCACCAGCUACAAUUUCCCUAGUGGCGUACCGCAGGAAAGCUUCCUCCCGACGAGCUCCUAUGAUUAUCAGACCCUGUCGGAGUCCAGUGGACCCCAACAGCUGGCCCGAUCGCACGACGGCGACAUAGAAGGGACCGAGGAGCGUCCCCAGAGACGGCAGCGCGUCGACGGGCCUGUCGAGGACGGGCCCCAGCACGCAUACGACACAGCGGCAAUGUCCGCCGACGGAGUCUCCGUGGCCCCCGGACGCGCCGCGCCGGCCAGCGACCCCGCGGCGGCUGGUCUCCUCCCGCUGCACAUCAACACGCGCCCGCCACCGGCGUUCUUCCUCUGCCUGUCGGACUACCGCACAGGCCCGCCCGUGCCGGUGUUCCUGGGCGGCAAGUUCUGCCCGUACGCGUUCCUCUUCCCGGACGGCUUCCCGGGGCGCACGCGGCUCGUCGUUGUCGACUCGCUGGUCGCGGAGCGCAUGUGCGCGGCGGAGGGCCGCGCCGUGUUCCGCCCGCGCGCGGUCGUCGCGCGCACCCAGCGCGGGGAGCUCAAGGUCGUGCGCCUGUUCAGCUACGCGGCCGGCGGCUUUGUGCGGUUGUACCCGAACAACGACGUCGACGUCGCGGCGCUCCCGCCGCCGUGGAACGUCGACAUCAGCACGGACCAUUUCCCGUCCCUGCAGCUGCUCAGGGUCGCUGUCUCGACGCAGAUCGUGCCGUUCGUGAGGAUGGCUUUGCAAUCCCGGCCGCAAGACGCUGCUGCGGAUGCUGAUAAAAACUCUGGCGAGGACAAUGUCCAGGAGCUACCGGAUCUGACGAACCCAUCGCUCCUUGGAUAA
Messenger RNA from Mycena citricolor, 1140 nucleotides. NCBI's taxonomy places the organism in Eukaryota, Fungi, Basidiomycota, Agaricomycetes, Agaricales, Mycenaceae. The record is from the annotation of a GenBank genome assembly.